This is a messenger RNA of Lymnaea stagnalis (great pond snail), 8042 nucleotides long. NCBI's taxonomy places the organism in Eukaryota, Metazoa, Mollusca, Gastropoda, Lymnaeidae. The record is from the annotation of a GenBank genome assembly.
GAAAAAGUCGAGGAAUUUGCGAGGAAGAUUUAACGAGUGUUACUUCUACUAGUACUACUAUAACAACUGUAUGGAAGUUAAUAGCCCAUGGUCAUCAAGACCCUUUAAUUAUUUGGGCUAAUGCAGAGAAUUGCUGCCACUAGGAAUACAUUUAGUUUAGGGUUCAGGUUAGGUUUAGGGAUACAUUUAGGUUCAUUGGGGAUACAUUUAUUAAAUUUUAAUUAAAUUUAUUUAUAAGUAGUUAGGGUUAGGUUAGGUUUAUUGACAGUGAAUUAUGAAAGUUCACGGGUCGUGGCAACCAAGAAGGCGGCCAUGUGAUACGUCAUGGCACCAAUUGUCUGCAUUUACCAAAUAUAUAUUAUUUAUUGACUACUCUGAGUUAAAAAAAAAUUCUUUACAGUUUACGAAACACCAAUUUCACAUCCAGAAAAGGGUCACUCUCAUGUCAUGACUGUCAUGUUUACAAGUGGUGGGGCUUCAUUUAUGCUAGUCUAGACUCUAGAGAGACUUAAUGGAGUUGCAGCACUAUUCAAAAGUGAAAUCCCUUAUCUCACACAAAUUUUUUGUACACAUAGGCUAUAGGAGAAUUUCUGUAUUACCGGUAUUGAUAAAUGAAGGCGUAGGCAAACAUAGACUAACUUAGACAGUGAGUGACAUUUUUUUUUUGGUAGUGAAAUCAAUAGUUGAAUAAUUCCACCAAAUACCACCUUAUAACUUGUACUUAUUGAUUAACUUAUAUUUAUAUGCAACAAAGUUAAAGCUUUUGGGUCGAAAAUUAAAAUAAAGACUAAGACAAAUGUUGACUAAAAUAUCAGAACCUUCAUCAACUGUCAAAGCAACUCAAGUUGUGAAAAGCUGUAUUUGCUAGGUUUCUGACAAUGCCUUUUUCUCAGUUAACCUACUAAAUCAAUUGGUGAUAAUUUUAAAAAAUAAAAAUCCUUAAUUUUAGCUGCAACAACUAUCUGGAAGUGGAAGCCUUAUGUAUUUGGCCAUGUGAACGUUAAUGUUUUGCACAGACAGGAUGGAGUUAUUCAAUUCAUUUUGAUAGCUAAAAGAACAUUGUAAAUCAAUACCUUUACUUGGUUACUAUUGGUCUGUUUGAUUGCAGUGUCUCUAUUGCUAACUUUUGGGAUCAAAUACAAUUGAAUUGGCAUUUAACUACAUACAACCACCCUCUUUGCUGGUAGUGAUGGAUUUUUAUGGAGUUUUUCAGCACUAUCAAGGUGCACCUUACUGCCUUUUUAGCUUCCAGUUGUCCUCAAACAUCUUCCCACUUGCAAAGUCUAAUUUGCCUUUACAAACAAGUUACUUCUGUAUUGUAAGAAAAAAUAUCACUCAGCACACAGAUAACAGUUUUUUAUGGAUGAUUGGCUGGCAGAAAUUGUUUCAAUGUCAACACCAAACUGUUAACAGUUCUCUCUCUCUUAUAUAUUUUUUUUUUAUUUUCCAUAAUAAGUUUAUUAAAAUAUAAGAUUUGAGAUUUAGCAGACCUUAACUCUUAUACUAAUUCUAACUCAUUUGAAUUUUUUAUUCUUGAAUUUCAGAUUUAUUAAGUGUUUGAAAAUUCAUCUGUUCCAGUGAUGCCAUUAUUGUUGUUGGGGUAAAAUGUCUAAUACAAAUAUUAUAUAUGAUUAUAUAGCUGGAGCCACAGGAGGUUAGCCAAUCUAUUCUCUUCCUACUUUUCUUUAAAUCUGCAUUUUCUUAUUCACAAUUUUUUUGUUACAUCCAUUAAUUUUGUUUUCAGCAUCACUUUUUCUUUAAAUAUUUCUGAAUAUUUCACUCAUAAAAGCCAAAAGAGUUCCAAUUUAUUUUAGGAUUCUAUUUUUGUUUCAAUAUACUUUUUUUAUUACAUUAUCUAAUUUACUGAAUCCUCUUAAAGUUACUUUUACAAUUCUUAUAUUUGAAAGCAAAGUAUUUUUUUAAUUAAUUGUCUGAAAAAUUAGCCUAAUCCUUUUAGUUUUUAUUUAAAACAGUUUUAGUAUAACCUAGUAAUUAAGACAUAAAAUCUUUAUUCCACAAUCCCAGAAUAAAUAAUUUGACAAAGAGUUGACCCCUGCUUGCAAAUUCAAAAACUUCUAAAUUCUAAGUAUAGAUAAUUUUUCAUUUAGCUUUGUUGUAUGUAUCAUAAAAUUAAUUUCUUAAUCGAUCAGGUUGUGCAGGUAUUGUGGUGGGUCAUCCCUUGGAUACAAUCAAGGUAUGUCAAUUUUAAAAACACUUAAAGAAUCGAAUUACUUUUAAAACAUAUUUUACCAUUGAAAAAUGUCAAGUAAAGUUUCUGUGUAUUACACUCAUAAUCAUAUCAUACAAUCUAAGGCGUCUACUGCUUAACCAGGAUUCAAAUGCAGGACUACUUUACUUUAAGUGUAUGAUGCUGAGACCAUUUAACUUUCUUAAGUAAUAAAAAAUACUGUAUAAAUAUUUUGCACUAGAUAAGUCAAAGUUAUUUGAUUUAAGUGAACUUUAUUUAAAAUUUAAAGAUUUUUUUUUUUAAUUUGUAAUUUUUUUUUUUUUUUUUUUUUUUUUUUUUUUUUUUUUUUUUUUUUAUUUUAUUUUUUUUUUUUUUAUAAAAAAAAAAAAUAUAUAUUUUUUUUUUUUUUUUUUUUUUUUUUUUUUUUUUUUUUUUUUUUUAUUUUUUUUUUUUUUUUUUUUUUUUUUUUUUUUUUUUUUUUUUUUUUUUUUUUUUUUUAUAGAUUUUGAAGUAAAUUAAUUGAUUUUAUAACAAUCAAAGGAUAAUAUACUUAAUGUUAUUUUAAUCGAUUAUCUGGAUUUAUUUUGGUUUUUAACAUAAUGAAUUAGAUUUAAGUAAAAUAAUAUUAAAAAUGAAUAAAAUCUUAAUUUAAACUUAUUUAAUAGGAUUUUCACACUUUUUCCUAAACUGAAAUUUCUUAUUAUAUUCUUAUUAUUGUAAUUGGCUUGCUUAAAAUAUGUUAUCUAUUUAUUUAUGAACUGAAAAUACAAUGUACAAUGUAAUCAAAAACAUUUCAAUUUAUUUGGAUCAAUAAACGAAUCUUAACGUAUCUUUUAAAAAUUAUAAGACACAUUAAAUUAGUAACUAAAACAAAUGUUUUAUUUCUUAUAAUCAACGAUAGUCAUUUUAAUAUUAUAGUCUCUAUAUAAUCUAUUUUAAUAUUAUAAUCUCUAUAUAAUCUAUAUGAAUAAGAAUUUUAAGACUUUCAAAUUAUGAAUACCAAUGUCAUAAUAUUGUCGUUUGUAUGUCUUUUAAUUCCACCAAAGCCUUCUGAUGAAAAAUAUGGGGCAAAAUUUUCAGUCCAUUUCAUUUGCUUUAUAUAGAUUUUUAUGUGUAUUCUGUAUGCAUUGUAUUUUAUUUUUUUAAUCAGGGGUGUCAAAAUCAUAAACUUUUGAUGGUCCACUAACCAGUGGACAUAGUUUAUCCGUGAAAGUCUCAGCAUGCUAUUGUGUAGGUUACUAGCAUGACCAAUGACAACUGUCCAGUGCAGAGGCGUACCAAGUUUGUGUUAGAGUUAAGGUUAGGCGCUCAAAAAUCCGUGAGCCGGUCAAAUUUUUUUAUAGUGGUGCACUUUUAGUUCUUGCCAUGGGCAUUUUAUGUCAAUAUGUCCUCAUGGUCCAAAGUUCAGUUCUUUUAAAAUUUUCCACAAAAAAAUUGACAAACAAAGAUAAUCUUAUUUUUUUAAAUGUUAUGCUCUUUUUUUUCUUUAUAUUUUUUGUGCAUUAAGCCUAGCGAACAUCCACACUGUACAAAUCCUUUUGGCACUGAUUGGUAGACUUCGUAAGGAGUACUGUUGAGUUUGGAGAGUCUUGAAAUUAGAGAAAUUAAUAAAACAUUUUUUUUUAUUAUUUUGAUUCAGCUGUUAAUUAUCUUUUAUAAAAUUUCAAUUAGAAAUGUUAUCCUAAGAGUGGGUCAUUUCCCCCCCCCCCCUUCCCAAUUUUUUUUUGAAAUUUUUAGCUUCAUAUACCAGGGGUGUGGUUCAUUUUUUAUUUCUUUUAAUAUUCAAAUCUGAUAUAAGACUUAUCUUGACAUCUGUAUCUAUUAUAAAAUUUCAAUUAGAAAUGUUAUCCUAAGAAUGGGUCAUUUCCCCCCCCCCCCUUCCCAAUAUUAUUUUGAAAUUUGUAGCUUCAUAUAUCAGGGGUGUGGUUCAUUGUUUAUUUCUAUUAAGAUUCAAAUCUGAUAUAAGACUUAUCUGGACAUCUGUAUCUGAAUCACAUAUAAAAUAGUAUGCUAAUAAACAUUUCAAUAAAUAAUUAAAUUUAUAGUUGCUUAUUAUCAUAACUUAUAUCUUUAAUGACUUGUAGGUACAAAUACAAACCCAGGAGUAUGGAGGGAAGUACAAAAACCUUAUGGAUUGUAUCAGAACUGUGCAGAAUCAAACUUUGGUGAGAUUACUAUAGCCCUAUCUUGUUUAUGAAAAGAUAAACUUAUUUUUAUCAGCAUCGUGUUAAUUAACAUUUGGUUACUUACAUUUGAUACUGCCCAAUAUCCAUCAACAUUAGAUACAUAUUAGAUACAAUUUUACUUCUUCUUAUCAAGAAUGGCCUAUACUCUCUUUUCAAUAUACAUUUUUAAAAACAAUGAAAUGAAAAUCCCCCCCCCCCUCAAAAAAAAGUCAUUGGCAAAUUAAUGAUGGCUGAAAAUUUAUUUUAAUUGCCUGUAUUUCAUUUGUAUCAUUCAUCAUUGCGUUUCUACCCAGAUCUAAAUAGUUAAGAUUUUAUGCACAAACUUAAAAGUUUGAACACUUAAAUUUUUAACAUAUAAAAUAUUGUGAUUUAAAUUGAUAAAUUUAAUGGGAGAUAAAACAAGUUGCAACUAUAUCCUACAGCAGUUUGAAUUUGAAGUAAUGACAGAAACAUAUUUUUAUGUAAAAAAUAUUUUUUAAAGUACAUCAGGGGAAAGUACAUUUUCUGUAACAUGAUCUUUAUAAAGGUUCUUUUUUUAAGUUGCUAGGUUUUUAGUAUCCUGUAAAAUUUGGAAAACCUGAUGAAUGCAUUUUCAGAUUUAAAGAGACAAUAUAUUUACACAUAUUAUGUUAAUAUAUAUUUCCAUAUUUCAUUACUUUUAAAACCACAACUGUCAACAGUCCAAGGGAUACUUUCGGGGACUCAGUUGGCCACUGUUUUCAUAUGGAUACCUCAAUGCUGUUUUCUUUGGCUCCUAUGGACUUCUAAUGAAAAAGUUUCAGUACAAUGAUGAUUUGAAUCACCAGCCUAGGUAUGCAAUGGUCGGAACUAUUGCAGCCUUGGCAACUAUACCACAGUUGGCAUUUUCCUGUCCAGUGGAGGUUAUUAAAGUUUUGCUGCAGUCACAGAUACCUCACACACAUGAUGGUAAUAAACAAUCUUCUAUUUAAGUCAUUGGUUUUUACCAUACUAAAAAAAGUAUAUAUAUAUAAAUUACCAUGUAAAAAAUUCAGUUAAGUCACUUCUUUAUUUAUAAGGAUAUUUUUUGGGAAAUAUGAACUAAUAAGUUUAAGAUCAUUUGUCUUAAAAGUGAUAUUUGAAAAUAUUAAUUUAGUAUAUUAAAAUACUUUGUGAAAACUAUUUUUUCCCUAAAUCUAAUCUUUGCCUUACUUCAAUGAUUUUUAUUUUAUGACUUUUUUCCCAUGUUAUUUAAUAUAAUGUGUAGGGUAAAAAUAAAUUUCUUGUUUAAAUUUGUUUUAAAAAUUAAAACAUAUGCAAGUUACAAAGAGAAAUAAAAAUGUGAAAAUAAAUAUAGAACAAUAAUUAAUUGAGAAAUACUCUUAAAUAGAUGACUCAUGGUUUCCUGGUUAGGAAUGUUUUAUUAUGUCUUUUAUAAAGGUAAAAAUGACCUUUGGUUUCUUUCCCAUGUUUUUUAAGCUUUGUUGCAAACCCAUCUCUAAUAAACUAUGCUAGUGGUGGGAUACCUUUUUAUGACCACCAAUGUGAGAAGAAUUAUUUUAUGUUACCAUGUAAAUAAUAAGCACAUGAAACCUUUAGGUCAUACUCUACUCCAAUAAACCAAGAAGCAUUUUUUUAAUAUUGAGAAUAAAUAAAAUAUAAUCAUUAUUGCAUUAAAAAUUCAUUUUGACUUUCAGUUCCCAAAGUCCAGCUAACAAAGUACUUUAAUGGCCCUUUAGAAGCAGCAGGUAGCAUAGUGAAAAAAUCUGGGAUUCAAGGACUAUAUCGAGGCUUGUUUACUCAGUUUGUACGGGACACACCUGCAGCUGCCAUGUACAUGACAGUGUAUACAUUUUUCCAGUAUGAGAGCCUUCACCGUAUUCCCACAGUCCCAAGCCAGCUGGUCAACUUUGUUGGAGGGGGCUUGGCGGGAGUGAUGAGUUGGCUGAUCAUUAUGCCGUUUGAUGUUGUGAAAAGUAAGCUGCAAGCUGAUGCCCAUGGCCUUGUUUAUAAAGGAUUCUGGGACUGUGCCAGAAAGGUUUAUGUCAGUGAUGGUUUGCAUGCCUUUUUCCUUGGCCUUGUUCCAAUGGCUGUCAGGGCAUUUCCUGUUAAUGCUGUCACUUUAAUGGUUUAUUCUGAAAGCUUAGUGUAUUUGAAAAAAACUGAACGGAUUGAAGUUUGAACAAGUGAUUACCAUUAGAUGUUAACGAAAAUUUAGCAGUGAAAAUAAUUUAAAAAGGUUAUCUUAUUUAUGUCUGUUAUAAAACUGGUUUUUUUUUAAAUUUGGCUUGUUAGAAUAACAAUAUGUAACAAAGGACUGAAAGCCACUACACAAAGAAAAACUAUAUUAAACCACAAACUGUGGUUGGCCGAAAAAAUCUGCCGAUAUUUUUGUUAAAAUUGGUUGAUAAAAAAUAUGGUCAGAUAGCAACUUCCAAUCCAGUAUUUAAACGGAAUUAUAGCCACUAGCCUAAUAAUUCAAUCAUCUUCCUAGUCAAGCUGUUUGUUGAGAACUUAAAAAUAAGUAGUUUUUAAUGGAAGAUUUAUAUCGCUGUUUUUUUAAAGCUAAAAUGGUUGAAGCCAUGGCUGGGUCUUUAGUACGAGAACUAAUAGAAAUAUUUCUGAAGGUUUUUUAGGAGAGGAUUUAAGUGAUACUGAUGAUGAUUUUAACAUUCCCCAUGACAAUCUCAGUUUGGAUUCUUCCUCUAAUGAAUCUGAUACUAAUCCUGGUGAUACUGAAGUAGGCCUACUAUUAGACUUUGAGAUAGGCCCAGAGGUUGGGCAAGGACUGACUGAAUUUUAGUAGCAGAAUCUACAGAGAAGAGACCAGAACUAAUAAAUUUUAUAGUUAGGACAACCCAAAUCAGUUCCACAGUUCCUUUUUAAAUGUUUACUUGUCAAUAAUAACUUUUUUGCCUGAGAUUUUGUAUGUUGUACUUGGUUUUAAAAUUACUAAAAUUGCUUUCAGAGGCUUAAUUGUAAUCAAAACCUUAGCAAACUAUACAUUUUCUGAAAGAUAAAUGCAUUGGCUACCAGAUUUAUAUUAGUAUUUAAUGGAAACUAUAAAAAUUAAUGAUGUUAUGAACACUUGAAAGCAAGACAUUGUGUUGAUUUUUUUUCUUUAGCACUCCAAGGUCAAGGACACUGAACAAACAUUUUUUUUACAGGUUGGACAAUAUAACUUUAUCCCUAUCCAUUUACCUUUCUAAAAAUAUAUACUUAUUGGGGUCAAUAUUGUAUUGUAUCAAUAUUUCUAUGCUAUGUCAUUUAAUGCUAUUUCCAAAUGCACUCAAAAAGCUCUAAAAAGCUCCCACACUACAGAAUGAUCUAUGCCACAGUUCGUGGGUUAAUAUUAACAAUAAUCAAUUUAAUUAUACUAUUACAUUGAGGUAAGAAUAAAAAAUCACAUAUACAGAAAAAAAAACUGUAUUGACUGACUUACAGCACAGCAAGUGAACAAGUAUAGUACUAAAAAGGUACAAAUAUCAAAUACACCCACAGUGAAAAAUCAUAUUAGUCUUGUAGGGCUCCUGUAAGUCUGCUGGCCACCGCCAACCUUAAUAUUAAUAGGGAGGGAGUCAGAACUCUCCAGAACAGAAAGUCUAGUAAUUCAAUUGCCAGAGAGUAUUUCUCCCUCUUUAUAGUAUAAUAUAGAUCCUUCUGGAAAUGUAAACAAACUUUCCCAAUCAAGGGCAGUAAAAUCAGUAAAG